GCCUGGCCUGGGAUGGUAGAGGAGGGGCCUCAGUGUCUGCUUCCAGCAAGAGGGAACGUUUGAGGAGGGAGGUCUCUAGAAGAGGGAGUGGCCCUCUACUUAGGACACGCACUAGAGGGCUGACCUUCCAGUCUCGUGGGUAGAAAUAGCUCUGCCUCAUCAGAGGUGCAGAGAGCUUGCGUCCAGGAUUCUCUCGGGGGAGGCUCUGCAGGCCUCUCUGACCCUACUUCUAUCUAUCUGCCUAUAGCCCUCGGCGUUGCUGACGCCCCCAAUGUCGUCGAGCAGCCGGGGACCGGGGGCCGGAGCGCGCCGACGCCGAACCCGCUGCCGCCGCUGCCGGGCCUGUGUGCGAACUGAGUGCGGGGACUGCCAUUUCUGCCGAGACAUGAAGAAGUUCGGGGGGCCCGGGCGCAUGAAGCAGUCGUGCCUGCUUCGGCAGUGCACUGCGCCCGUGCUCCCACACACAGCUGUCUGUCUCCUGUGUGGGGAAGCUGGGAAGGAGGAUACGGUGGAUGGAGAGGAGGAGAAGUUUACUUUGAGUCUCAUGGAGUGUACAAUCUGCAACGAGAUCGUCCACCCUGGCUGCCUGAAGAUGGGAAAGGCUGAGGGGGUUAUCAACUCAGAGAUCCCCAACUGCUGGGAGUGCCCGCGCUGUACGCAGGAAGGACGGACAAGCAAGGAUGCAGGUGAGGGUCCAGGGCGCCGUAAGGCUGACAAUGGUGAGGAAGGCGCUAACCUAGGGGGUGGAUGGAAGCUGACUGAGGAGCCACCACCUCCACCUCUGCCCAGAAGAAAGGGACCCUUACCUGCUGGCCCUACCCCUGACGAUGUGUCUGGGCCCCCCAAACGGAAGGAGAGGGAGGCGGGGAAUGAGACCCCCACCCCAAGGAAAAAGGUGAAAGGAGGCCGAGAGAGGCACUUGAAGAAGGUGGGUGGAGAUGCCUGCCUCCUCCGAGGAACGGACCCAGGCAGCCCCGGCCUUCUGCCCCCCAGGGUUCUGAAUCCGAGCCAGGCAUUCUCAUCCUGCCACCCUGGGCUCCCUCCCGAGAACUGGGAGAAACCCAAGCCACCUAUGGCGUCUGCUGAGGGCCCGGCAGUGCCAGCCCCAUCACCACAGAGGGAGAAACUGGAGCGUUUCAAGCGUAUGUGCCAGCUGCUGGAGCGGGUGCCUGAUACCUCUUCUUCCUCCUCGGACUCAGACUCGGACUCAGACUCAUCUGGCACAUCGCUUAGUGAGGACGAAGCUCCUGGGGAGGCCCGGAAUGGGCGUCGGCCAGCCCGGGGCAGCUCUGGCGAGAAGGAGAACCGUGGGGGGCGGCGGGCUAUACGCCCUGGCAGUGGGGGACCACUGCUCAGUUGGCCCCUGGGCCCUGCCCCACCACCACGACCUCCACAGUUGGAGCGGCACGUGGUACGGCCCCCACCUCGAAGCCCCGAGCCUGACACUCUGCCUUUGGCUGCUGGAUCCGACCACCCCCUGCCUCGGGCUGCUUGGCUCCGUGUCUUCCAGCACCUUGGACCCCGAGAGCUGUGUGUCUGCAUGCGAGUCUGCCGGACUUGGAGCCGCUGGUGCUAUGACAAGCGUCUGUGGCCUCGGAUGGACCUAAGCCGGAGAAAGUCGCUGACCCCACCCAUGCUUAGUGGGGUGGUUCGCCGCCAGCCACGUGCUCUGGACCUCAGCUGGACAGGUGUCUCCAAAAAGCAACUCAUGUGGCUUCUGAACCGACUGCAAGGCUUGCAGGAGUUGGUGCUUUCUGGGUGCUCCUGGCUCUCCGUCUCUGCCCUGGGCUCCGCCCCACUGCCCGCACUGCGGCUCUUGGACCUUCGCUGGAUUGAAGAUAUUAAAGACUCCCAGCUUCGUGAGCUGCUGCUGCCUCCACCAGACACCAAACCAGGGCAAACCGAGAGCAGAGGCCGACUGCAGGGGGUGGCAGAACUUCGCCUGGCGGGCCUGGAGCUCACUGAUGCCUCCCUGAGGCUCCUAUUGCGCCAUGCUCCCCAGCUCAGUACUCUUGACUUGAGUUAUGGUGCCCAUGUUGGAGACCCCAGUGUCUAUCUCAUUACAGCGCCCAUGUCCCCUCUCCAGGAAACACUGAUGCACCUCAAUCUUGCUGGGUGCCACCGCCUCACGGACCACUGCCUUCCACUGUUCCGUCGCUGCCCACGUCUUCGCCGCCUGGACCUACGCUCCUGCCGCCAGCUCUCACCGGAAGCUUGUGCCCGUCUGGCAGCUGCUGGGCCCCCUGGCUCCUUUCAUUGCCCAGAGUAG
Messenger RNA from Acomys russatus (golden spiny mouse), 2269 nucleotides. It is a transcript of the gene Fbxl19, whose product is annotated as F-box and leucine rich repeat protein 19. Gene Ontology annotation, molecular function: DNA binding; transcription coregulator activity; zinc ion binding. The record is from RefSeq and is a predicted model, not a curated record. Gene Ontology annotation, biological process: regulation of transcription by RNA polymerase II; protein demethylation. The transcript has 10 exons. Bases 272 to 2269 code for a protein of 665 amino acids. NCBI's taxonomy places the organism in Eukaryota, Metazoa, Chordata, Mammalia, Rodentia, Muridae.